GGUGUCAAACACCGGCGUGGACAAAACAAAAAGGAUUCCUCCUCCACCUCCUCGGCACGAUUCGAAAAAGGACUCCACGGCACGAUGGUUUUACCAAACAUUUUGGUAACGGGUACGCCCGGUACGGGAAAAUCGGAGCUGUGCAAGUUGCUGGUUGAAAAGCUGGCUCCCGACUUCACGUGGCAGAGCGUGAGCGCGAUCGUUAGCGAACACGGUUUCGUGGAGGAGUACGAUGAGGAUCUGCAGUGUCCGGUGCUGGACGAGGACCGGUUGCUGGAUUACCUUGAGCCCAUCAUGCAGCAGGGUGGCCAGAUCGUCGAGUAUCAUAGCUCGGAUUUCUUUCCAGAACGCUGGUUUGCGGCCGUUUUCGUGAUGCGCUGCUCCACGACGAUCCUCUACGAUCGCCUGCGGGAACGGCAGUACAGCGAGAAGAAAAUCAAAUGUAACGUGGAGUGUGAAAUCUUCCAGACCCUCCUCGAUGAAGCACGCGAUUCCUAUCGGGAUGAGAUCGUGUUCGAGCUGCAGAGCGAUUUGCCGGCCCACCAAGAUGCCAACGUGAAGCAGGUGUGCGAGUGGCUGGAAGAGUGGAAGAAUAAAAAAGGGAAAAAGUGACUCCCCGAUGGUGCCAAAUGUUACGCUUAUGCUUCGCGGAGACACUCGAUGGUCCGUGCAUCCGUAGUCUCCCCCGCUAGUGUGUCCUUAUACUUAUGAAGUUGAGUAUUUCUUGAAAUUAUUUAUAAUCAACAACAAGCUACUACACUU
This is a messenger RNA of Anopheles darlingi, 762 nucleotides long. RefSeq names its product adenylate kinase isoenzyme 6 homolog (gene Ak6). Gene Ontology annotation, cellular component: cytoplasm; nucleus. The record is from RefSeq and is a predicted model, not a curated record. Bases 85 to 612 code for a protein of 175 amino acids. The transcript is spliced from 2 exons. Lineage: Eukaryota; Metazoa; Arthropoda; Insecta; Diptera; Culicidae. Gene Ontology annotation, molecular function: AMP kinase activity; ATP binding; ATP hydrolysis activity.